GCGCGGUCGGCGGGGCCUGCGGCGGAGAGAGUGACCGGGCCCGGCUCCCCGCACUUAUAUGCCCCGUCCCCCGGCGGCCGCCUCCCCCUCCUGCUCCAUGUGGGGCCCGGGCCGGGCUCUCGGCCUCUCCUCCUCCUCCUCUUCCUUCUCCUUCUUCUACUAUGGCCCGGAAAACAGUUAGCAGGAAGCGGAAAGCGGCGGCCGCCGCCGCCGCGGGGCCCGGGGGGCUCCAGGGGGAGCAGUAUGGCUGGGAUCAUUCGGUUCACAAAAGGAAGAGGCUCCCCCCAGUGAAGAGGUCUCUGGUGUACUACCUGAAAGGUAGAGAGGUCAGGAUGCAGAAUGAGUCCAGCUAUCACCACUUGUUGCACGGAUACGCAGCCCAGCAGCUUCCUAGCCUCCUAAAGGAGAGAGAAUUUCACCUCGGAACCCUUAAUAAAGUGUUUGCUUCCCAGUGGCUGAACCACCGGCAGGUGGUGUGUGGGACAAAGUGCAACACGUUAUUUGUAGUAGAUGUCCAGACUGGUCAAAUUACCAAGAUUCCUAUUCUGAAAGAUCGUGAACCCGGCAUAGUGAACCAGCAGGGAUGUGGUAUUCAUGCCAUUGAGAUCAACCCCUCGAGGACCCUUCUGGCCACAGGUGGAGACAACCCCAACAGUCUCGCAAUUUAUCGUCUGCCUACACUCGAUCCUGUCUGUGUGGGAGAUGAUGGACAUAAGGACUGGAUAUUUUCAAUUGCGUGGAUCAGUGAUACCAUGGCUGUUUCUGGUUCCCGGGACGGUUCGAUGGGUCUCUGGGAAGUCACAGAGGAUGUGUUGUCCAAAAGCGAUGCCAGGCACAAUCUCUCUCAAGUUCCUGUCUAUGCCCACAUAACACACAAGGCUCUGAAGGAUAUCCCCAAGGAGAGCACCAAUCCUGACAACUGCAAAGUCCGAGCGCUGGCUUUCAACAAUAAGAACAAGGAGCUGGGAGCUGUGUCCCUAGAUGGGUAUUUUCAUCUUUGGAAAGCGGAGCACACACUGUCAAAGUUGCUUUCCACCAAGUUGCCAUACUGCAGGGAGAACGUGUGCUUGGCCUACGGUCAGGAGUGGUCAGUGUACGCGGUGGGGUCGCAGGCACAUGUCUCCUUCCUGGACCCCAGGCAGCCUUCUCACAACGUCAAAUCCGUCUGCUCCAAAGAACGCGGCAGCGGCAUUCGGUCGGUGAGCUUCUACGAGCACAUCAUCACUGUGGGGACGGGGCAAGGUUCCUUACUGUUUUACGACAUCAGAGCCCAGAGGUUCCUGGAUGAAAAGCCCCCACGGCCCUGCUACGGACAGAGGCAGAGAUUAGGAGGAAGUGAAAUCCUGAAGCUGACUACUGGGAAAGGCUGGCUGAAUCAUGAUGAAACCUGGAGGAAUUAUUUUUCUGACAUAAAUUUCUUCCCAAAUGCUGUUUACACCCACUGCUAUGACUCGUCUGGAACGAAACUCUUUGUGGCAGGAGGCCCCCUUCCAUCAGGACUUCAUGGGAAUUACGCUGGUCUCUGGAGCUAAUGAUAACUCUUUAUAAAUGCUGAUCUUUACAGAGAUUUCCACUUUUCUUUUCCUUUUUUUAACAACAGAAUUGUGUGAUGCCAUUGAUUUCCGAUCUAAAUGCAAGUUAUUUUUUGGCAGAGUUUUCUGUUAGCCUCCUGGUUUUGUACAUCUCUUUGAACCAGUUUUUGCUUUAACCUCCUUGAUCCUUUAUAUGAAGGGUGUUUGAAGUCCCUUUUUUAUUGUAUUUACUCCAAAUGACUCUUCCCCCACAUUUAGGCUAUCUUGGCCAUGUGCCCCCUCCCCUACUUUGCUGUGAGGUAGGAUUCCUUUCUUAUAGAGUGGUUGCUCCUGGGCUUUCUGUGAAAGUCUAGGGGCUGCGUGUGUGCAGGUACUUUGUGUCAGUUAUGUUACCUGGAGUGAGGACUACUUGUAAUUAAAAAAUAUUAAAAAUAUUUAUAAGAGAUAAGCUACUACUUUAUCUGCAGAGCCUGGCCCUGGCCUGGGUUGAUCUUAUUUUUUAAAAGUACAAGUCUAAUGACACUGUUUAUAUGUAGAGGGAUACAGUAAUUUUAAGCUGUACUCAUUGGAGCCCAGGGGUAAUGCCCAUCAAACCUAAACUGCAGAAGUCCUGCAGAACUGCAGGAGUUCUCAAAAGUGCAUUUGUAUUUGAACUGUCGUUUUCAGCAGUGCCAGGAGCAAAAAAACUGAUCAUCUGUUCCUUCCUUGUCUGUCCCAGGUAUCAGCUUGCACAACUGGAGUAAGAGUAGGCUGUUCUGCAGCGUGGCUUUUGCAGGGUGACAUUACUUUGAGGGCCUGCAGAGGCGCUGAGACAAAAUGGGGGCUAGGGUCAUGAAUGUUCUUGUCAUUCAAAAUGAACCAAAUCUAUCCAUUUUCCAGAUGAGCCAAGGUUCCUUGUAUGCUGCUGCAGUAGCUCAUGGGUUCUUUGUAAACUGCCUAAAACCCAAGACCUUUUUUGUCCCAGGUUGUGGAAGCUUUUCUCAUUUUAGCUGUUCUGGUUGGCUAUCUCUUCUAGUAAGCCAGUGGAAUAAAUAAACUCUUUUUUUUCCUCAAAGGUUAAAGAGUGUGUCUUGGACUUAACUAAUGUGAACUAGCAGCUUUCCAUGUAGCAAGAUAACUUGCAGUUUGCUCACGUUGCUCUAGCAUCUGCUGUCAAUCCUGCUUGCUGUAGGGGAGGCUCAGUCUUUCCCCAGAUGCCCUCCUGCCUUCUGCAUUCAACUUCCCUCGAACUUCAUGUGGGACUGCAUGAGGAGAAUAGAUCCAAUGCCCUUCAGGUCCAGCCUUGAAGGGCAUUCCAGGGUGAUGGUCUUGCCUAAUACUCAGCUAAAAUGCAGGACUCCAGGGUGCUCCACAUAGCCUUUUGGCAGGCACUGCACUCUCAGCUUGUUGCUGAGGCCUCUGUCCUGCUCGGGUGAAUGCCUUUCCCCUGCCACCAGUGGAGUAUAGAGUACCUGUGCCUCGCUGUUUUGGGCAGCUGGCUGAAUAUGAGAGGAGAGACAAGGCUGGAACAUGCUCUGUUCUCCUGUCUCUGCUGGAGAUGGCAGCCACCACUGUAGAGUAGCUCUAGUCCCUUACACAAUUCCUGCCAGAUUUGCCUAAAGCAUCCUCGUGGUCCUUCUCAUCUUUGUACUCCGUAUCUUCAUCAGUAACGCCAAGCAGUGAGCCUCAGACUUGCUUUCCAGUUGGUAGUGGAGACUUGGAUGGAAGUCCUGCAAGGAAUGCAGUUCCCUCCCAUCCGGUGGAAAUCCUGGCAAGAGAAGAGCUCUCCCAGAUGUGCACUUGUCCCAGAAGUAUAAUUUGCUCAAUCUGAGCACUGACACAGGUGCUUCACAAACAGAUCUUCUUGCAGCGUUUCAUAAUUCUACUUCCCUGGUGGGUUGAUAGCUUAAAACUGAAUCAGUUCACAGUGCUGCGUGUGUGGAUAUUCAGGCUUUUCACUGAAAAGGGGCAAAUUAUAUACCAUGGGGUAGAAAAGGAGCUCCCAAAUUUUAUUUAGAGUUGUUCAUUGUUUUUGAAAGAUGUUGCAAUGGUACCUGUGUUGUUCUGUUUGGUUAUUUUAGGGAUUUUGAAAAGUGGAAGUAUGCAGAGACAAACAAGCCUUGGUGAAGUACGGCAGGAUGUGUAUUUCUAGGAUUACUCCUCCAGCUACUGUGUAAGAUCACUCUGUCACAGGGAACAUGUUCUGCUUAGGUUUUUUUAUUUGGACUUGGUUUGAGGCAUUGCUUUUAUUUUUUGCUUGUUUUAAAGAAACUAGAUGCUUGAGUCUACUUGAGUGUCCUCUGGUUCUGCUGAAACGACAGUUACUAGUUGGGCACUUUGUCACCAGUGCCAAAGGAAAUUCUGGUCUGGAAAUCCUAGCCCUAAUGUUGAUCUAUUAAUUGAAGCAUAUUCCAGGUCUGAGUGAGGGAGCAAAAAGGGUAUUUGUAUGGACUGAGCUUCAGCCUCCAAACACGGAGGCUGAUCUCUCUGCAGAGUCUCUAGGUUACUGAAGAGGCAGCCCUGGAAAGUGUCCCUCUCCGCUGACUCUGAUCUCCCUGAGUACAUCAAAGUACCUCCUAAAGCCUGAUAGUGUGACUGUCCUUUUCUUCCUUUUUUGUCUGCUUACGGAGCUUUGGGCAAUUCUGAGAAGAAUCUGGACAAUGAUGUAAAAUUCUGCAAGUCUCACAUGCGUCUGUGUAUCCUGCUUUCGGGGUGCUUUCUUGCAAAGAUAACUUCUCAUGGGGAGGGAGCCACCCUUGUUGCUGUAUGAAUAUCCCCCUUCCUCAAAAUGGAAAUGAACUAGAUAGUGCUGCAAGCACGCAAACAAAUUGGGCCAGAGGGAACUAAAUUUCUAUCCAGUUUCAGUGGUUUUAAAGGCUUGUAGUGAUACAGAUGUUAAUUUUCAGAAUAUUUUGUGGUUGGUCAAUGUUUCUUAAUGUUUUCCCUUCCUUCCUCUUUCCUGCGCUCCUGAAUGUUCUGUUUGGGGUUGCCUACUCGCCCCCAGAUCACCCCAGUCUUUACUGUAGCAAUAUUGUACUUGCAGAGGUGACCUCUGUCAGUCAGAAAUGGGCGUUCUGGCUUUUGGUCAAGCCAUGCUUGAGACCUUCAACGCUUUAUUUUAAACUGGGUAGACUUUUGAGACUGGCUCAGACUGUAGAACUGGGCAGUUGCCCAUGUACAUGUCUGACUGAUGGGAGCAGUAGCAGUCUGUUCCUUGGUGGGGGGGGAACAGACUCUGGUUUAUCUUGCAUUAGGCACUUGAAGGAUAAAAAAGAACUUUAAACAUUCCUUCAGACCUUCAGACUUUUCUUCCUGCUAUUGAUUUUCAGUUGUGUGGGAUCUUUUGUGCUGCUGGUGAGUGUGGGAAGCAGUUAAUUUUACCACUCUUCUCAGUAGACUUGAUAAUUUGGGUAUCUUUGGGUAUUGCAUUUUCAGUAAUCAUAAUCACAGGUAAUCAAACUCAUGACUUAAUUAUAGGUUCACUAAUACCCAGCUUGUAAGUACUGGGUAGCAAUCCCUCAGUUAAUAAUUGGGUGUUCUGUGAUGGACAUUCCUAAGGCAGCAGAAGCUGCCUUGCAGCAUCAGCUUGAGCAAAGCAAGGAGGGUGGUGCUCACCCUCUUCACCAAACACCUUAUUCCUGGUAAUUCCUCCAGCUUUCUCCCUUGUACAGGGAGAAUUGCUACCACUCUCCUCGGGUUCUGUCUGGGAUUGUGGUAAAGAAACAAAUCCAUUUGUUUGGUUUCCUCAUCAGUGCUGCUGAUGUUAGUCCAAGGUGAGUUAAUUACCAAAGAGUAGUUAAUAAGUGUUUGUUCCUAGUCUCAUUUGUUCAUUUUCUGCGUAGAUCCAUUUUUAAGAUUCAUUGCAAGAGUGCCCAGUGAUCUUACUGGACUUAGUCUGUCCACGAAGUUUACAUUCACAUUGUGGGGAUAUAUUUGCUGCCUCCAUUUCUAGUCUUUGGCAGCUUUUUGUAUCUUAAGGAUUAAGAUACUUCUGUAUCAGUUAUUCUUCUCCAGAAUUUCAUCCUCUUCCUUCACCUGAGCAUUUGCUUUGUAUAUAGUUUGCAGCUGCAGAGUUAACAGAUUAAAGUUAUGAUCCAGCUAUGUGGAGUGGUGGUUUAGUGUCUUAAUUUCUGCCCCUCGGCUGAGAGGCACUUGCUGACCUUGUGAUCCGAUGUCCCUCACCUGGUGCGGAUGUGAAAUAAAGCAGGCCUGCCUAUACCCUUCGUGGAGGCCACCUGUUUUGUUUAGUUUGCAAGAAACUAAGAACAGAUGUGCUGUCGGGGGCUGCAUCCCGGCAAAGCAGCAGCAUCUUUCUGCAGCCAGGUGGGAGCACUGAGGCCUGCUUGUGGUGGUCCGAUACCCUUAUUUUCCAUAAAACUGCUUUGUCAAGGUGUCUGAGAGGUUCUUAAUUAGCUUCUGUCACAAUUGCUGCUAUGACUAAAAUUACCGAAGUGGGGUACUGCUGCAGAGCUGUGUGUGAUGCCAGGCACACGCUCUGUAGCCUAAAGCCAAGUGAGAAAUCCCUGUUACGCUACUGGCUGCCCCAUGGCCAGAGCCCGCGGUGUGACCGCAGCUGAAAAUGCAUUUCUGAGUGUUGCACUGCCUUCAGUAACUUACUCGAAGGUCUCUGAAGCACAGACACCAGGAAUUGGUCCACCUUGCAAACAAGGGAGAGCGGAAAGGAGAAUACAGCCACAUCUUCUCUGAAGGGGUCUCUGCUCUCCCUUGUCUCUGCGAGCAGGCGCUUCGGUGCGCGGUGAGGAUGGGCAAGGGGGGCACGAGAGACAAGGGGAAAGCCCAACAGUGUUAGGUAUUUGCUCUCAGGACUCCUGAGGAAUUUAAAAACACAGAGGGGAUAUUUGUUCAUUGCUCAGGAGGUACUUGUGAAAGGGCUUAAAUCGGAAACACUUUCAGAGAGAUCAAGUGGAUAUCCUUUUUCUUCAUUCUUUUUUUUUCUCCAUGUUAAUUUUCAAGGAUUUAAAUUAGUAUCUGUUUAGCUUGUGAUGCUGAGUUUCUUUAUUACUUGGCUAUUGAAAAGAAAGCUUUUGACAGAAAGGAAUCUUCCCAAUUAAAAAUUGAGUGCCAUUUUCUAGUACCCUGCUGGGAGCAGUAUGGUCUAAGAAAGUGCACACAGACCUAAACCCGGCUGCUGGGGUUGGCAGAGUUGGGAAAAUGUGGGCUGCCUGACCAUUUCAGUACCCAAAAAUUCACCAAGUAAACCCCUUGACUGUACACAGAUUCUGGUCAUUAGACUGAAGCUGGGAGGGUGUGUAAAAACUCUCGCAACAUAGUGCGAUGUCUCUAUAGUCCUAGACCGAACAUCUAGGAGCCAAUACAUUGUUUUCCUAGGAACUGCUUUUCUAGAUUCCCUUAUUAAUAGGGAAAAUUCAGGUGCUGAAUCUUAAAAUCUCAUUAAACUUGUACUUUUUAUUUGCCCAUUCACCUGGUCUCCUUUCCUUUUCAAAGCCUCCCACAGUCUCAGGGUAUAUAAAUCACUACGACUCAUCCAAAUAAUACUGAAACGGACCAACCAGAGGUUAAUGUGCCUUCCUCUUCUGGUACCUUGAUCUUUGUGAAGUUAUCUCACAAACUCGUCGCUGUCUUAGGGCUGGGUACAUGCAUUGUCUUUUUCUAAGAUGUACGUGUUGAAGUUGCAACAGGUUUGUACUGUUACUCGUGACUUGUUCCAUUUGUUUUAGGAUGUGGUGUAGACACAAAAUCAAUGCACUGGUUUGUCUUGGGGUCAGUCUUACCUGUGACAUCUGUCAGUGCUUGCUCGUAUGUUAAUAUGUACACAAAUGCUGGAUCUUCCCCCAUUGCCUACGAUGUACUUAUAUACGAUGCACAAACUACACAAGGCAUUUGAAAAUGUGCAGUGAUCACAACUUGUUGCCUGAGGGUGGGAUGUCCUUACAGUGAACUGUUUUUAAUGUUGGGGUUUUUUCCCAAAUAUACUUAAUAAGAUCCAAAGUCUUGAAGAAAAAAAAUAAUAAUAAUCAGGACUUGCUGAUAUUUGUUGGCUUUUGUUUUAAAUUCAGGGUCUGAUAUUUGUUAACGACUCUUGCAAUUCCUCCCAUUUAACAGAGCCUUUCUCAGCUUGCUGUUUCUGUCAUGAGCUGUAUCAGAAACAGCACUGGAUCCUGAACUACCACAGGAGCUGUGAAGUGCAGUAGUAACAGCUCUCUUCAAAUGUUACAAUGCACAUUUUUAACUGUAAGGUAAAACUGUUCAAAACUGCUGGUGCAGCUUGCAAAUGGAACAGUGGGAAGCUGCAGAUAGUAUGCAAAACCAGCCUGUCUGUCUGCACAUGGGGCUCCAUGUUCAGAGCUACCUUGUAAAUUGUUUCUCCUCUGAACAAUGAUUUUUUAAAUUUUUCCCCAAUAUAAAGACAUUACACAUUUGGCUUUGUUUUCUGAUUUAGCAAAGGAUAUCUUUGUUCUCAAACCCAAGCUGACAUCUGGAGUUUGGGCUGAGUUUGUGUCUCUUAUGCAACUAACAGAGGAUGGUGUGAUUGACAUAAGAUGUCCCUUCCCAGCUCUAAGGUUGAUUUGAUCAUAAGAGCAUGGAAACAGGAACACGUCUUCAUUUCCUGUGGCCUUGUACAUCCAUAGUUAACUGAAGUACAGUACUGUGGUCUGUUGAUCCAUGAGGCUAUACUUGCUUCUAGAAUCGGCAUGAUUAGUCAUCAAUGUAUUGGCAUUAAUACAUGGUCAAGGAGCUCUAAUGUGUGUGUAUUUCCUGUGCUGACUGUACCUGUUCUCUCUGUACCCCAGUGCAGACAUAAUCUGGAGUUCUCUUCCUUAGUUCUUGAUAAUGUCAGAGUUUCUUCAAAUUCAGUAAGGUCCUGUUUUUAUCAUGGUCACUUUUCAGAGUAGAACACAUUGGUUUAACUUCACUUUGUAAUCUUGAGCACCUUCCUCUUCUCCCAUUUCUUCCUAGUUCACCUUUAGCAAAGCUGUUUGCCUUGUCUGAAAAAUACGGAGUCAUAAUAAAAAGAAAACCUGUAGCCCCCUGUAGAAAGAUCACUGCUUUCACCAUGGACUCCAGUGGCUGGCUGGCUGCCUCAGAAGGGGGGACUCUGUUCCCGUGCAGUCUACAGGAGCUGGAAUUCUUCUGUGUCCGUGUUGUGCAGUGGAUGUGAGCAGAGCAGGCAGUGGAGCUGCCCUGUGUCUGCACCCAGUCAGCUUGUUAAACGGAUCAGUGGUGGUUUAGUCAACCAGAGAAGUGGCAUCUUUGGCUGCUGCUCAAUGUCAUGAGUAAAGAUUUCACCAAGAGCAAAACCAAGAGGGUGCAUCACUGACUCUCUGCUGACUUGAUCCUAUUUAAAGGCUUUCUCUACAGACUUUUUUUUUUUCCCUUUUGCAUAUUUGCUGGAUUAUGAAAAAAUUUGUUAUCGCGGGGGUACGGGCUAAACUCUAACUCUGUGCCCAAAAGGCAAAAGUUACUCUAAUGAGCUUUGUCCAGCAGUGGUGCCAAAGGCUGGCUACGCUCAGAGGUGAGCUGGUAGUGGGGUGUUUGAGCAAAGGAAGCCUUGAGGGUCUGCUCUGUCAUGCCAUGUGCUUAUGCCACUGCAGAUUGCUUCCUCCCAGAGCUUGUGGAACUGCAGGUCAUCCCUCUUCAGAUGAGAUGUGAAGAUGGUGUGGGGAAGAACCAGCUUCUUCAGAGGUCCCUUGCUCUCCCCCCUCGUCACUCAAGGUUACCAAUGCACUUGUCUCUGUUGUCGUGACUGAUGAUGACUAGUGUGCUCUUCUGCUGCCACCAGCCACCUCCACCUUCCUUCCUGAUGGAGUGAAAGGGCCUUCUCUGCAGUGCCCUCCACUUGGCUGGCUGUUGAGUUGACACGAGUCGGGGUGGAACAGGCCAAGUGGGACUUGCAGCUUCAGUUGGCUGCUCUGGGCUUCUCCCUCAGUGCAGGUGUGAUGGUGGGACCAUGACAGAAGUAGUGGGAUGAGUAACUUCUAAUGGGCUCUGUCAUUCAAAACGCUGUGUCUCCAUUCUCAGCCUCUCCUCCCAGCCAUCUUGCCACCCUCUGUCACUGAGGUUUCAAGCAAGUUCCCCAUCCUCUGCUGGUUUACUAGUCCAGGUACCAGUUCUGCAGAGCCCUGGGGGCACCAGUGUAAGCCCUGCUGCAGUUUGCUGGCUUAGGCAGCAGCUUGCUGAUGUGGGGCCUUGCUCACAGCCUCCCUAUUCAUUAGGCUCAGCCCUGGAUAUCCCUGUCCUAGUUUCCCCUUUUUGAUCUCAAAGGCUUUGCUCCAAACUCAUUCCUGCCCCAUGGAGGAGUUGGUUCCUGCACUGCUGGCUGUUCCAAUUCGUGGCUGUUAUUUUUCUCGUUGUUUAUUCCUGGGGUUCACUGCGUAUGUACAAAAUGCUCCAGACUUUCUCGUCUCUCCUGAGCGUGGUACAGGGUUCCAGGGCCCACCCUGUGAGGCAUCUCUAUUUGUCUACUUCCAAGGUGCACAGAAACAAGAAUCUCUCACACAAACAAGUUUUAGGGAGGAAAAACAGCUGCAUACACACAAGUGGAAAGGUAUCUCUGGGUAGAAUAGGUGAGGGAGCAGUUUUAGAAUUUUGACUAGAAGAACAGUAACUGAGUUUUUUUUUUUUAAUUUCUUCUUUUAAAAUUGCGUUAACAGGAAGUUUUUGUUCUAAUCCACAGAAGGUUGCAGUGUAAACUGGGGUUUUCUGUUCAUCAAUGCAAAAUGUGCCUCUCAACUAUAAUGCAAAAGUCAGUCUCUGUCUCUCUCUCUGUUUGCAAGGGAAGAAGUUUAACUGAAGACUGAUUUAACGUAUUUCUUGCUCUUAUGUGUAAUCAUCCACACAACAGUCCUUGCUGGUCUUUUCCUGCGCACCAUACGGCACUAUCCCUAUUUAAAAGCAAAACAGGGAUUGCAUUGAGCAGUGGAACCUGCUGAACUUCCUUGGUCGGAGAGACUGGAGAGAAGAGUCCAGGUUCCACGUGUUUUAAAUAACAGCUUCAAACCAAUGCAGCUACUCUCUCAGAUCAGCACCACUUCCUACCUUUCCCUCCAUUUAGAUGGGAAUUUAAAAGUAAAACCCAGCAAUACAUGAUCCAGUUGACGUGCUUGCAGGUGGAACAUGGGGUUCUUGAAAUGUGAGGAUUGAGAUGUCUUUGGCUUGUGGAAGAACUCGGUGUGGGUGCAAGAGCUUGGAUCUCAGAUUACAGCCCUUCUGCCAGCUUGCUAAAUGCAAUCAGCUACUCCAGGCUCUUCUGAAGAAGACUGUGGUAGAAGAGCUGUGGAGGUGUAGGCUGGAACUGAUCAUUUUAGGUCAUCUGUGUGUUGCUUGACUACAUGAACAAUGUAAUAGUGAUUUAUUUUUUUUACAGAUUGCUUUCCAUGUGUCAGUCACAAACAACUCUUAAUUUGCCGUUUGGAGGAAAAUUGUUAAAUAGAUACAUUUCCAGAUCAAAUUAAGAGCCUGAUUUUUCCAUCUUGCAUUAACCGGGUUACUGUGUUCACAUGCCAGAAAGAUGUUGCUCUUUGAAAAAGCAUGUUGGUGUAUGUGGCGACGACCCAUGCACUUUUUAAAUACCUAGAUCUGUACAUUCUCACCUGAGUAUCGUUAACCAUGCUGUAGUCUGACAAAUGGAUCUUUUACUACUGCCCUGUUAUAUAGAUAAUUGUAAUUAACUGCAGUUUGUUUUUUCCACUACUUGAAGUUGUGUGAUCUGAAAACUGGUGAACAAAAAGUAUUUGUGCAUCUUACUAUGGGUAUCUCUAAAUAAAAUGUAUUUGUAUAGCGUG
Molecule: messenger RNA, 11275 nt
Organism: Calidris pugnax (ruff)
Lineage: Eukaryota; Metazoa; Chordata; Aves; Charadriiformes; Scolopacidae
Gene: DCAF12
Product: DDB1 and CUL4 associated factor 12
Exons: 9
Coding region: 162-1532 (456 amino acids)
Cellular component (GO): Cul4-RING E3 ubiquitin ligase complex
Molecular function (GO): protein binding
Source: RefSeq, a predicted model, not a curated record